UGGCCCUACAAGAGAUGCACAACCAGGUGAUCGCCGAAAAGGAGGCGGCGGAGUCUGCCCACCUGCAGCAGGUGGAGCACCUGGAACAGCUGCAGAAACAGCUGCAGCAGCAGGUGCAGGAAGAGCAGGACCAGAUCACCAGCCUGGAGAACGAGCUCAUUGCCAGGAAGGAGGUCAUUGAUGCCGCUAACGAACAAAUAGUUAUCAAGGAAGCAGAAGUAGCGAGGUUAGAAGCUAAGAUCUCCGGCUAUGAGCGAGCGACGUUUGGCGUAAGCACCAGCCGAGGCAAGCGUCCCAGCAGCCAGGGGAGGAAGAGAACAGUUCCACCUCUCCUGCCAUCCUUGGGACCAACUCUUCACCUUUCUCCGGGCAGCUCACGGAACAACUCAGCUGACUUUCACCCGAACCAAUCGGGAACAUUCAUGGAGGAACAUACCGCGUUCAACUCUACAAGACAGCUUGGGAUAUCCGGGCCCCCUUCCAACAGGACAAACUUGUCUGUCAGUAGGUCACAUGAGUUCGAAUUACCGAUGGGAAGAGACUCAGAACUGAGCCAGGAUCGCGGAAGCUUUGGUGCAUACGCGCCGUCGGAAACAGACAGCGAAGCUAUCGAGACAUUCGAAGGAAUGUUGAAACACGUGAAUAAGCAUAUAAGUAAAGAGGACUCGAGGUCUAGAAUUCCUGUACCUUUGAAUAGGGCAGAAUUUCGACCUAGAGAGUACCAUCAAACCUCGUCAAAUAGGACACCGACCAAAGCACAACCACUGUCUAGCCAUUUUGUAAGUCCUUCAGAUAGGCAUGCGUAUCACGAUGAGUCUAGCCAGUACAUGUUCCAGUCUACUCCAACCAAAACUUCUCAGGGACUCCCAUCAGGUGCGUCUUUCCGCGCACGCUCAGUGUCGCCCACACCAGAGAAGUCGGAGCAGAGUUAUGUGACCAGAGGUCAUCCGAUGACACGGUCCAGCUCAUUACCAUAUUUGGCAGGGAUGGACGUUGGGGCAGCAGAUGCCACCUGGCCAGACGUGACUCUCAACUCACUAGGUUCUGCUCCGGACAGUCCAGGCAGCUUCCUCGACCAGACAGACGACCACUAUCAACAGACAACUUCUAACGAUAUGGAGCCUUCACAACACAUGAGGACGUUACAGGAAAGGCUGAGGGCGAAUGAGCUGCGCAGACAGGAGAUCGAGCACCAACUAGCCGACAUGCACGGGUCCAUGCAGAGGGCACAAGAUAGGAUCGGUCCCAGUGACAGAUAGGACAUAAGAACUACCACAUACAAACAUUUCUACGUUCAGGGCUCUCCCUAAGACCACACCAUUUUAUUUUCUUGGUUUUUGGACAUUUUAAGGUGAAAUAUUGGAAGCAGUCAUCUGACUAAAAGCGCGCUCCUAGAGGCCAGCCUUACAGUUGCUACCUCAUGGGGAGGGGGUCAUUAACCCCAGCCAGCAAGAGAUUGUGUUAACACAAAUUGCUACUGCUGC
Messenger RNA from Branchiostoma floridae (Florida lancelet), 1484 nucleotides. RefSeq lists its product as uncharacterized. The transcript has 4 exons. Bases 15 to 1259 code for a protein of 414 amino acids. NCBI's taxonomy places the organism in Eukaryota, Metazoa, Chordata, Leptocardii, Amphioxiformes, Branchiostomatidae. The record is from RefSeq and is a predicted model, not a curated record.